Messenger RNA from Closterium sp. NIES-65, 633 nucleotides. The record is from the annotation of a GenBank genome assembly. NCBI's taxonomy places the organism in Eukaryota, Viridiplantae, Streptophyta, Zygnematophyceae, Desmidiales, Closteriaceae.
AUGGCUGAUCUGCAUGCACUACGGGAUGAGCUGCUAGGGCAGCUCUGCAGGCGGUGUGCCGGAUGUGACAGGCAUGAUGCCAACGGGGAGGGUGGCGGAACUCAGGAUGAACCGGUGAAGGAGCCGGUGCGUGUGAAGUCCCCGGAGGAAAUUGCCCGCGACUUCAUCAACGCGGAAACCGGGGGCUGGCAGCGAAGCCUGAGAACGGUCUCCAACACUUACACGAACACUCGAUGCCUCAUCGCCAAAAGGCUUCGCAAGAAGGUGCUUGUAGCACUGGGCAUCAAGAGAAGAAACGACCACGAUCCUCUCGAGGACCCCAAGGAGCUUGACGACGCCGAGCUGUUGAUCGGCUAUGGGAACGAGCCACUGCAAGGCACGGAAGAUACUAACCUGCUCCUUUCCCCCCAUCUCCGUUAUCCCCCCUGCCUUACUCUCUGCCUGGCAGAGCCACUGCAAGGCACGGAAGAUACUAACCUGCUCCUUUCCCCCCAUCUCCGUUAUCCCCCCUGCCUUACUCUCUGCCUGGCAGAGCCACUGCAAGGCACGGCAGCGCCUAAAAUGCUAUUUUCCCCCCAUCUCCGUCUUGCCCCUGCCUUACUCUCUGCCUGGCAGAAACACUGCAGGGCGUAG